AUUUGAGGCACAACAACAACAAGCAAAGCCGAAAACGGUACAAGUGGCUUUGCAAAUUCGUAUUUAAUAAUUUAAAGCAAACAGAAUGUCAAAGGAGGAUAAGGAAAAGACACAGAUCAUCGACAAGGACCUGGACCUGUCCAAUGCGGGGCGAGGCGUGUGGCUGGUGAAGGUGCCCAAGUACAUUGCCCAGAAAUGGGAGAAGGCGCCGACGAACAUGGACGUGGGCAAACUCCGGAUAAACAAGACACCUGGCCAAAAGGCCCAGGUCUCGCUUUCCCUCACGACCGCCGUUUUGGCUCUGGAUCCCGAUGAGAAAAUACCCACCGAGCACAUCCUGGACGUGUCGCAGGUCACCAAGCAGACGCUCGGCGUAUUCUCGCACAUGGCACCGUCCGAUGGCAAGGAGAACUCGACUACCUCGACGGCACAGCCGGAUAACGAAAAGCUGUAUAUGGAGGGCAGGAUUGUGCAGAAGCUAGAGUGCCGACCCAUCGCCGACAACUGCUACAUGAAGCUGAAGCUGGAGUCCAUACGCAAGGCAUCGGAGCCACAGCGACGCGUGCAACCCAUCGAUAAGAUCGUGCAGAACUUUAAGCCUGUGAAAGACCAUGCACACAACAUUGAAUAUCGGGAGCGCAAGAAGGCCGAGGGCAAAAAGGCGCGCGACGACAAGAAUGCCGUGAUGGACAUGCUCUUCCACGCAUUCGAGAAGCAUCAAUACUAUAACAUCAAGGAUCUGGUCAAGAUCACCAACCAGCCGAUUAGCUACCUCAAGGAGAUUCUCAAGGAUGUCUGCGAUUACAACAUGAAGAACCCGCACAAGAACAUGUGGGAGCUCAAGAAGGAAUAUCGCCACUACAAGACUGAAGAAAAGAAAGAGGUGGAGCACAAGUCAGGCAGCAGCGAUUCGGAAUAGCAUUAGGAGAAUCGCCGACUUACUUUCAUUAAAACACAUUAAGUGAUUGCAUGGUUCCGUUUUAUUCCUUAAGAACUACAUUUUAUACUUACGAAAAAAACAUUAUAUCUUAAAAUGAUUGUAAAUAGACACUAGCUUGCACUCUGGUAAAUACAUACAUAUAUACACUUUAUCCUUAA
Drosophila sechellia is the source of this 1098-nucleotide messenger RNA. It is a transcript of the gene TfIIFbeta, whose product is annotated as transcription factor TFIIFbeta. Gene Ontology annotation, cellular component: transcription factor TFIIF complex. The transcript is spliced from 2 exons. The record is from RefSeq and is a predicted model, not a curated record. Bases 86 to 919 code for a protein of 277 amino acids. Gene Ontology annotation, biological process: transcription by RNA polymerase II; transcription initiation at RNA polymerase II promoter. NCBI's taxonomy places the organism in Eukaryota, Metazoa, Arthropoda, Insecta, Diptera, Drosophilidae.